AUGAGCGCCGUGACAAUUCAACAACCGCUGUCCCGCCGUGGCCACGGGCCUGGGCUCAUCAUCGUAGUUGAAGAGGGCAUCAACCUAUCCAAACACGACAAGAUCCUGGACCCGCCUCCAUCGCAGAAAUGGGCAGAGGAAGGAUACGCCGUUGCGCAGAUAGUUGUUGCACCCGGAGCCGCGGACGUUGCUGGUCAGGUUACCUCGGCCAUCAAAAGUCUCAGAGAGCUCGACACUUGUGACGACAAGGACAAGUUUGGCGUCAUUUCUCUCAUUAGUGCGCCCUCUUCGCAACUCGUGGAUGCCCUAGAGAGCCGUUCCGAGAUCAAGGCGGCUGUGUUCUAUAACUUUGGCCAAGCACUUACAAUUCCCACUCUUUCGCAUCUCCCCAAAACCGUGACAGACAGUCCCAAGCCAACUCCUACGGCAAAGACUCACUCCUACCCCGGAGCAAGUGACUUCUUCGUCGUCCCUAGCCAUCCCAACUUCAACGCCAAUGCCGCAGGGCUCGCGCACACCCGCACACUGACGUUCCUGAAACCCCUCCUCGGCGGGCCGUACUUCGAUCUCGAGGCCGUCUGGGAAGAACACACUCUCUUCGAGUUUGGCGAGCGCAAUGUCGAAAAGACCAUGGCCACCAUGGUCGAGCAGCCCUAUGUCAACCACAUCCCGACGCUCACCGGCGGCGUAGGCCGUCAAUACCUGACCAGCUUCUACAGAGACCACUUCAUCUUCAACAACCCCGAUGACACUGAGCUUGAGCUGGUCAGCCGCACUGUAGGCAUUGACAGAGUUAUCGAUGAGUUCGUCUUCAAGUGUACCCAUAACAGGGUCAUUGACUGGCUGCUCCCUGGUGUUCCGCCAACUGGAAAGCAUCUCUCCAUUCCCUUCACGAGUGUCGUCAACGUACGAGGUGACCAUCUUCACCACGAGCACAUCGCCUGGGACCAGGCUACCGCGCUGCGCCAACUUGGCCUCCUGCCCGAGUUCCUGCCGUUCCCCUACCACAUCAACGGUAGCGGCCCGGCGUCCGGAAAGAAAUUCGAAUUCAAGCUGCCUGUCGCCGGCGUAGAGUCGGCGCAUAAGCUCGUUGACGAGAGCGCGGUGGAGUCGAAUGCCAUGUUCGAGUAUGGAACGCGAGAGGUCGAUGCCUAG
Molecule: messenger RNA, 1155 nt
Organism: Colletotrichum abscissum
Lineage: Eukaryota; Fungi; Ascomycota; Sordariomycetes; Glomerellales; Glomerellaceae
Product: carboxymethylenebutenolidase
Exons: 4
Coding region: 1-1155 (384 amino acids)
Biological process (GO): polyketide metabolic process
Source: RefSeq, a predicted model, not a curated record